Messenger RNA from Cololabis saira (Pacific saury), 2444 nucleotides. Its product is annotated as ras association domain-containing protein 1-like. The record is from RefSeq and is a predicted model, not a curated record. NCBI's taxonomy places the organism in Eukaryota, Metazoa, Chordata, Actinopteri, Beloniformes, Belonidae. Gene Ontology annotation, cellular component: microtubule cytoskeleton; nucleus. The transcript has 7 exons. Gene Ontology annotation, biological process: Ras protein signal transduction. The coding region runs from base 328 to 1455 and encodes 375 amino acids.
CAUUCCGGAUGUCGCUGCAGCUCAGUCUCAUCUUUCACUCUCUUUCUCUCUUUUUCUAGCUCUUUGUUACAAUUCACCUUCGUCCCUAAAAAACAAAACAACAAAAACAACAACAACGAAAAAAAACCCGAACAACCAAAAAGCGAAGCCCCCCCCCCCCCCCCAGCUAAAGUGAUGGUUGUCUCCAGCGGAGCUGACUGAUGCGGUCGGGCUCGUUCUGGUUUCCAGCCGGCGAUGAUCGCGGGUUUCCACAGAUGUAGCCGAGGCUCCGCUCCUCCGGUAAACUUAAGACUCUGGGCGGGUUUCUCCUCUAUUUCGUGAUGAUGGAUGAAGGCCUGCUCUGAGCUGUCAGUGACGAUGUCUUGGGGGGAGUUCAUUGAACUCCGUGAUCUGCGUACAAGCAGGGAGCAGGCGGUGUCGACGGGCACUCAGUCGCCAUGUUCACCUCCACGGCUGGAAAGAGCGAACGCCCUGAGGAUCAGCCCGGGAAAGGUCCCAGACCUCCUGUCCCGGGCGGGCAUCAUCAGGGUCCUGAGCAGCUCCCAGGACCCCCAGCCCCCAGAGGAGAUGGGAGAGGGACACCAUUUCCAACCCUGCAGCCAUGCACAGCCCACGUGGUGUGACCUGUGUGGAGACUUCAUCUGGGGCGUUUACAAGCAGAGCCUGCGGUGUGUCAACUGCAAAUUCACAUGCCACUACCGGUGUCGCGCCCUGAUCCGACUGGACUGCAGCUGGGAGCAAUCGUCUGCAGCUGACCACACAGGCGUCGUGGAGCACACCAUAGAGACAGACACGAAUGUGGAUGAGCAAACUGAAGUUGGAAAACAGGAGUUGACGGUUGCAGAAAUUCAGCAGAAGGUGAAAGAGUACAACGCUCAGAUCAACAGCAAUCUUUUCAUGAACGUGAACAAGGAUGCAUCCUACACUGGGUUCGUCAAGGUGCAGUUCAAGCUGGCACGUCCCGUGUCUGUUCCAACUCCGAAGAAAGGAGGUCAUGAUGCUGGAGGGAGGAGGGCCAGUGGGGUAAAGCGCCGCACCUCCUUCUACCUGCCAAAGGACGCGUCCAAGCAUUUGCACAUAAGUUCUCGUACCUCUGCGCGUGAGGUCAUUGAAGCUUUGUUGAAGAAGUUUACUGUGGUGGACAAUCCUGGCAAGUUUGCACUGUUUGAGCGCAGUGAGCGUCAUGACCAAGUAUAUGUCCGCAAGGUGUCAGAUGAUGAGCGUCCCCUGCGUCUGCGUUUGAAUGCUGGACCAAAUGAGAAAGUCCUCAGUUUUUUGCUCAAGGAGAAUGAAACUGGUGAUGUCAAUUGGCAUGCCUUUUCUUUCCCCGAGCUGAAAAACUUCCUACGCAUUCUGCAGCGCGAAGAAGAAGAGCACGUCAAGCAGAUAGUGCAGCGGUAUGCUUUGGCCCGCACUAAGAUGCAGGAGGCUCUUGCUGGCUCAACUCCUGGUUGACACCACUCUGCGCUCAAGGGAUCAACGUGCAUGCCUUGGCUGGAUAAUCAAAACCGGCCAUUGCUGCACGCAAAGAUCCCGAAGAGAACAACGGAAAACACCUCUUCGGUUAACGAGAGAGUGAGAUAGGGCGCAAGACAAUGAGAGAGAACGAGCUAGCGCGAAUGUGCGUGUGAAAUGAUGCGAGAAAUGAGAAGUGCCUUACACCUGGAGAGUCUGAUGUGCCUGAGAGAAUGAGUUGAGAGGAAGAGAGACUGGCAACUGAGACGGUGGUUGUAUGCAGUCAUGUAUGUACAUGACUGGUAACGUGAUUAUCCUGUACCUCAGCUAUGUUCCGUUUAAAAGACUACAAAUAUUUUGAAAUUUCAAUGUAUUAAAAAAAACAAACAUACCUUCUUAAUUAUAAAGUAUCACAGAUGCUGCUGAAAUGAGCAUUCUUGCAUAGUUAAGCAGGUAAUUUUCCUAAAAUGCAAAAAUGACAAUGUUUCAAACAAGGAAUGAUGAACUUCAAAGUUCUGAUUCUGAUGAUGGUCCAUUAUUACCCAAAAUAUAGCUUAUUAUUUGAAAAUGUUCAGGUUUUUCCAGAGUUACAUAGUUUAACUCUUAUUUGUUGCUGAACGGUAUGAGGAUUUUCACUUACCCGAGACUCACAAGUCUGCCAUGUCUACUCUACACCCCUGAUGGGUGCAACUCUUUUCUUCACUGUCACUUUGUGUGUAUGAGUGACGUAUGGACAUUUAUAUGCAGUUCUGAAUGUCGGAGAGCAGUGCUCACAUUUACUGUGGUUGACUGGAAUCUUGAAUGAAUAUUUACAUACAUGUUUCACUUGAAUCUGCCUAUCAUUCCUUAUAUAUUUGUUUUUCCAUCUUCUGAAGUGUUGUCCUGUUUUUUUUUUCUGUCACUUUUCCUCUGUUAGACUGUGCACAAAUUGAAAUUUUUAUCACAAUCUUAAGAACUGUACUAUUUUAAUUAAAGAAUUUUUCAAGUCA